This is a messenger RNA of Pseudophryne corroboree (corroboree frog), 8886 nucleotides long. RefSeq names its product mucin-2-like. Lineage: Eukaryota; Metazoa; Chordata; Amphibia; Anura; Myobatrachidae. The record is from RefSeq and is a predicted model, not a curated record. Bases 1 to 8886 code for a protein of 2961 amino acids. The transcript is spliced from 5 exons.
AUGGUGGGCACCUUUGAAUGCAACACUGCACAGUUAAAAGGGCCUGAGGAGUGGGCUGUCAGAUUAGCUCACUAUCUCACAGAUGAGUCACAGAGAGCCUAUGUUGAUUUAAAGGUGUCUGAGGCCAGCUCCUAUUCUCACUUGAAGGAGAUUAUACUCAGCAGGAUUGGGUUGACAGGCCCCAGUAAAGCCCAAGAGUGGCGGCAGAACCAAUCUGAACCUCCAAGGGUCCAACUGGCAAAAUUUGCCGGACAGAGCAAAGUCUGGCUACAGCUGGAUAAAAACUGUGCUCAGUGGGUAGUGGAAGUGGUUGCUCUAGACCAGGCAAUACGGGUAUUAGACUAUAGUGUACAGAACUGGGCCCUGCAGGCUGAUCAUCAGACAUUUGAGGCAUUAGCAGUGUUGAUUGAGAGUGCUAACCCCACAACAACAACUACUGCUGCACCGACAACUACUGCUGCACCCACAACAUCUACUGCUGCACCGACAACUACUGCUGCAACCACAACUACUGCAUCCACAAAAACAACUGCUGCACCCACAACAACAACAACUGCUGCUGCACCACCAACAACUGCUAAUGCUACACAAACUACUGGUGCACCCACAACAUCUACUGUAGCACCCACAAUAAUUUCUGUAACCACAACUGCUGCACCCACAACAACAAAUGCACAAAGUGCUGAACCCAAUACAACGACUGCGGCACCCACAACAACUGCUAAGCCCACAACUGCUGCACCCACAACAACUACCGCAACCUCAACAACUGCUGCACCCACAACAACUGCUGCACCCACAACAUCUACUGCAACCACAACAACUGCUGCACCCACAACAACAAAUGCAUCAACAACUACUGCUGCAACCACAACAACUGCAGCCUCAACAACCACUGCACGCACAACUACUGCUGCAACCACAACUGCACCCUCAACAACUGCUGCACCCACAACUGCUGCACCAACAACCACUGCACACACAACUACUGCUGCAACCACAACUGCACCCAAAACAACUGCUGCACCCACAACAUCUACUGCUCCACCCACAACUGCUGCACCCACAACAUCUACUGCUGCACUCACGACUACUGCUGCAACCACAACUGCACCCACAACAACAACUGCUGCACCCACAACAACAACAGCUACACCCACAACUGCACCUUCAAAAACUGCUGCAACCACAACAAAUGCACCCACAUCUGCUGCACCAAGUGCUAAACCCACAACUACUACUGCUGCACCGACAUCUACUGCUGCAACCACAACUACUGCUGCAACCACAACUACUGCAUCCACAAAAACAACAACUGCUAUGCCCACAACUGCUGCACCCACAACAACUACUGAUGCACCCACAACUACUGCUGCAACCACAACUGCAGCCUCAACAACCACUGCACGCACAACUACUGCUGCAACCACAACUGCACCCACAACAACUGCUGCACCCACAACAACUGCUCCACCCACAACAACUGCUCCACCCACAACAACUGCUGCUACAACCACAACUACUGCUGCAACCACAACUGCACCCACAACAACAAAUGCAUCCACAACAACUACUGCACCCACAAUAACAACAACUGCUACAACCACAACAACUGCCCCUACAACUGCUGCACCAAGUGCUAAAUCCACAACAUCUACUGCUGCACCCACAACUACUGCUGCAACCGCAACAACGGCAUCCACAAAAACAACUGCUGCACCAACAAUAACAACAGCUACUGCUGCACAAACUACUGCUGCACCCAAAACAUCUACUGCAGCACCCACAACAACUGCUGCAACCACAACUGCUGCACCCACAACAACUGCUGCACAAAGUGCUGAACCCAAAACAACGACUGUUGCACCCAAAACAACUGCUAAGCCCACAACUGCUGCACCCACAACAACUACUGCACCCUCAACAACUGCUGCACCCACAACAUUUACUGCUACACACACAACUACUGCUGCAACCAAAACAACUGCACCCACAACAACAACUGCUGCACCCAUGGAAACGAAUGCAUCCACAACAACUGUACCCACAACUACUGCUGCAACCACAUCUACUGCUGCAACCGCAUCUGCUGCACCCACAACAAAUGCAUCAACAACUACUGCUGCAACCACAACUGCAGCCUCAACAACCACUGCACGCAUAACUACUGCUGCAGCCACAACUGCACCCUCAACAACUGCUGCACCCACAACAAUUGUACCCACAACAACUGCUGCACCCACAACAACCACUGCACCCACAACAUCUACUGCUCCACCCACAACUGUUGCACCCACGACUACUGCUGCAACCACAACUGCACCCACAACAACAAAUGCACCCACAACAACUGCUGCACCCACAACAUCUAAUGCUGCACCCACGACUACUGCUGCAACCACAACUGCACCCACAACAACAAAUGCACCCACAACUGCUACACCCACAACAACUUCACCUAUAACAACUCCUGCAACCACAACAAAUGCACCCACAACUGCUGCACCAAGUGCUAAACCCACAACAACUAUUGCUGCACCCACAACUACUGCUGCACCCACAACUACUGCUGCAACCACAACUGCAGCCUCAACAACUGCUGCACCCACAACAAUUGCACCCACAACAACUGCUGCACCCACAACAACAACUGCUGCUCCCACCACAACAACAACAACUGCUGCACCCACAACAACUGCUACACCCACAACAACUGCUACACCCACAACAACUGCAACCACAACAAAUGCACCCACAACUGCUGCAUCAAGUGCUAAACCCACAACAUCUACUACUGCACCCACAACAUAUACUGCUGCAACCACAACUACUGCUGCAACCACAACGGCAUCCACAAAAACAACAACUGCUGCAACCACAACAACAAAUGCAUCCACAACAACUGCUGCACCCACAACAACAACUGCUGCACCACCAACAACAGCUACUGCUGCACAAACUACUGCUGCACCCACAACAUCUACUGCAGCACCCACAACUGCUGCAACCACAACUGUUGCACCCACAACAACUGCUGCACAAAGUGCUGAACCCAAAACAAUGACUGUUGCACCCAAAACAACAACUGCUGCAACCACAACUACUGCACCCUCAACAACUGCUGCACCAACAACAACUGCUGCACCCACAACAUUUACUGCUACACACACAACUACUGCUGCAACCAAAACAACUGCACACACAACAAUUGCUGCACCCACAAUAACUGCUGCACCCACGAAAACGAAUGCAUCCACAACAACUGCACCCUCAACUACUUCUGCAACCACAACUACUGCUGCAACCACAACUGCAUCCACAAAAACAACUGCUGCAACCACCACAACAACAACUGCUGCACCACCAACAACAGCUACUGCUACACAAACUACUGCUGCACCCACAACAUCUACUGCAGCACCCACAACAAUUGCUGCAACCACAACUGCUGCACCUACAACAACUGCUGCACAAAGUGCUGAACCCAAUACAACGACUGCUGCACCCAAAACAACAACAACUGCUAAGCCCACAACUGCUGCACCCACAACAACUACUUCACCCUCAACAACUGCUGCACCCACAACUGCUGCACCCACAACUGCUGCACCCACAACAACUGAUGCAACCACAACAUUUACUGCAACCACAUCUACUGCAACCACAACUACUGCUGCAACCACAACAACAAAUGCAUCAACAACUACUGCUGCAACCACAACAACUGCAGCCUCAACAACCACUGCACGCACAACUACUGCUGCAACCACCACAACAACUGCUGCACCCACAACAACCACUGCACCCAAAACAUCUACUGCUCCACCCACAACUACUGCUGCACCCACAACAUCUACUGCUGCACCCACGACUGCUGCACCCACAACAAAUGCAUCAACAACUACUGCUGCAACCACAACAACUGCAGCCUCAACAACCACUGCACGCACAACUACUGCUGCAACCACAACUGCACCCAAAACAACUGCUGCACCCACAACAUCUACUGCUCCACCCACAACAACUGCUGCACCCACAACAUCUACUGCUGCACUCACGACUACUGCUGCAACCACAACUGCACCCACAACAACAACAACAGCUACACCCACAACUGCACCUUCAACAACUGCUGCAACCACAACAAAUGCACCCACAUCUGCUGCACCAAGUGCUAAACCCACAACUACUACUGCUGCACCGACAACAUCUACUGCUGCAACCACAACUACUGCAUACACAAAAACAACAACUGCUAUGCCCACAACUGCUGCACCCACAACAACUACUGAUGCACCCACAACUACUGCUGCAACCACAACUGCAGCCUCAACAACCACUGCACACACAACUACUGCUGCAACCACAACUGCACCAACAACUGCUGCACCCACAACAACUGCUCCACCCACAACUGCUGCUACAACCACAACUACUGCUGCAACCACAACUACUGCUGCAACCACAACUGCACCCACAACAGCAAAUGCAUCCACAACAACUGCUGCACCCACAAUAACAACAACUGCUACAACCACAACAACUGCCCCUACAACUGCUGCACCAAGUGCUAAAUCCACAACAUCUACUGCUGCACCCACAACUACUGCUGCAACCGCAACAACGGCAUCCACAAAAACAACAACUGCUGCAACCACAACAACAACUGCUGCACCAACAAUAACAACAGCUACUGCUGCACAAACUACUGCUGCACCCAAAACAUCUACUGCAGCACCCACAACAACUGCUGCAACCACAACUGCUGCACCCACAACAACUGCUGCACAAAGUGCUGAACCCAAAACAACGACUGUUGCACCCAAAACAACUGCUAAGCCCACAACUGCUGCACCCACAACAACUACUGCACCCUCAACAACUGCUGCACCCACAACAUUUACUGCUACACACACAACUACUGCUGCAACCAAAACAACUGCACCCACAACAACAACUGCUGCACCCAUGGAAACGAAUGCAUCCACAACAACUGUACCCACAACUACUGCUGCAACCACAUCUACUGCUGCAACCGCAUCUGCUGCACCCACAACAAAUGCAUCAACAACUACUGCUGCAAUCACAACUGCAGCCUCAACAACCACUGCACGCAUAACUACUGCUGCAGCCACAACUGCACCCUCAACAACUGCUGCAUCCACAACAAUUGUACCCACAACUGCUGCACCCACAACAACCACUGCACCCACAACAUCUACUGCUCCACCCACAACUGCUGCACCCACAACAUCUACUGCUGCACCCACGACUACUGCUGCAACCACAACAACUGCACCCACAACAACAAAUGCACCCACAACAACUGCUGCACCCACAACAUCUACUGCUGCACCCACGACUACUGCUGCAACCACAACUGCACCAACAACAACAAAUGCACCCACAACUGCUACACCCACAACAACUUCACCUAUAACAACUGCUGCAACCACAACAAAUGCACCCACAACUGCUGCACCAAGUGCUAAACCCACAACAACUAUUGCUGCACCCACAACUACUGCUGCACCCACAACUACUGCUGCAACCACAACUGCAGCCUCAACAACCACUGCACGCACAACUACUGCUGCAACCACAACUGCAACCUCAACAACUGCUGCACCCACAACAAUUGCACCCACAACAACAACUGCUGCACCCACAACAACAACAACUGCUGCACCCACAACAAAUGCACCCACAACUGCUGCAUCAAGUGCUAAACCCACAACAUCUACUGCUGCACCCACAAUAUCUACUGCUGCAACCACAACUACUGCUGCAACCACAACGGCAUCCACAAAAACAACAACUGCUGCAACCACAACAACAAAUGCAUCCACAACAACUGCUGCACCCACAACAACAACAACAACUGCUGCACCACCAACAACAACAACAACAGCUACUGCUGCACCCACAACAUCUACUGCAGCACCCACAACAACUCCCACAACUGCUGCACCCACAACAACUACUUCACCCUCAACAACUGCUGCACCCACAACUGCUGCACCCACAACUGCUGCACCCACAACAACUGCUGCAACCACAACAUUUACUGCAACCACAUCUACUGCAACCACAACUACUGCUGCAACCACAACAACAAAUGCAUCAACAACUACUGCUGCAACCACGACUGCAGCCUCAACAACCACUGCACGCACAACUACUGCUGCAACCACAACUGCUGCACCCACAACAACCACUGCACCCAAAACAUCUACUGCUCCACCCACAACUACUGCUGCACCCACAACAUCUACUGCUGCACCCACGACUACUGCUGCAACCACAACUGCUGCACCCACAACAAAUGCAUCAACAACUACUGCUGCAACCACAACAACUGCAGCCUCAACAACCACUGCACGCACAACAACUGCUGCAACCACAACAACUGCUGCACCCACAACAACCACUGCACCCACAACAACCACUGCUCCACCCACAACAACUGCUGCACCCACAUCUACUGCUGCACCCACAUCUACUGCUGCACCCACGACUACUGCUGCAACCACAACAACUGCACCCACAACAACUACUGCUGCAACCACAACUGCAGCCUCAACAACCACUGCACGUACAAAUGCAACAACAACUGCUGCACCCACAACAACUGCUACACCCACAACAACUGCAACCACAACAAAUGCACCCACAACUGCUGCAUCAAGUGCUAAACCCACAACAUCUACUACUGCACCCACAACAUCUACUGCUGCACCCACAACUACUGCUGCAACCACAACGGCAUCCACAAAAACAACAACUGCUGCAACCACAACAACAAAUGCAUCUACAACAACUCCUGCACCCACAACAACAACUGCUGCAACAACAACAACAACAACAACAGCUACUGCUGCACAAACUACUGCUGCAUCCACAACAUCUACUGCAGCACCCAUAACUGCUGCAACCACAACUGUUGCACCCACAACAACUGCUGCACAAAGUGCUGAACCCAAAACAAUGACUGUUGCACCCAAAACAACAACUGCUGCACCCACAACUACUGCACCCUCAACAACUGCUGCAACCAAAACAACUACACCCACAACAACUGCUGCACCCACAAUAACUGCUGCACCCACGAAAACGAAUGCAUCCACAACAACUGCACCCACAAUUACUUCUGCAACCACAUCUACUGCUGCAACCACAACAUCUGCUGCACCCACAACAAAUGCAUCAACAACUACUGCUGCAACCACAACAACUGCAGCCUCAACAACCACUGCACGCACAACUACUGCUGCAACCACAACUGCACCCUCCACAACUGCUGCACCCACAACUGCUGCACAAAGUGCUGAACCCAAAACAACGACUGUUGUACCCAAAACAACAACUGCUAAGCCCACAACUGCUGCACACACAACUACUGCAGCCUCAACAACUGCUGCACCCACAACAACUGCACGCACAACAACAAUAACUGCUGCACCCACAACAUCUACUGCUACACACACAACUACUGCUGCAACCAAAACAGCUGCACCCACCAAAACAAAUGCAUCCUCAACAACUGCUACACCCACAACAACAACAACAACUACUGCUGCUGCACCCACAACUACUGCUGCACCCACAACUACUGCUGCAACCGCAACAACGGCAUCCACAAAAACAACAACUGCUGCAACCACAACAACUGCUGCACCAACAAUAACAACAGCUACUGCUGCAACCACAACAACUGCAGCCUCAACAACCACUGCACGCAUAACUACUGCUGCAACCACACCUGCACCCACAACAAACACUGCACCCACAACAUCUAUUGCUCCACCCACUACUACUGCGAUAACCACAACUGCACCCACAACAACUGCUGCACCCACAACAAAUGAAUCCACAACUGCUGCACCACCAACAACAGCUACUGCUACACAAACUACUGCUGCACCCACAACAUCUACUGCAGCACCCACAACAACUGCUGCACAAAGUGCUGAACCCAAUACAACGACUGCUGCACCCAAAACAACAACUGCUAAGCCCACAACAACUACUUCACCCUCAACAACUGCUGCACCCACAACUACUGCAACCACAACAACUACUGCAACCACAACUACUGCACCCACAACAACAUAUGCAUCAUCAACUACUGUAACCACAACAACCACUGCACGCACAACUACUGCUGCAACCACAACUGCUGCACCCACAACAACCACUGCACCCACAACAACUGCACCCACAACAACAAUAACAACAACUGCUGCACCCACAACAACAAAUGCAUCCACAACAACUGCUGCACCCACAACAACAACAACAACUGCUGCUGCAACCACAAUAAAUGCACCCACAACUGCUGCACCAAGUGCUAAACCCACAACUACUACUGCUACACCCACAACUACUACUGCUGCUGCAACCACAACAUCUACUGCUGCAACCACAACUACUGCAUCCACAAAAACAACAACUGCUAUGCCCACAACUGCUGCACCCACAACAACAACUACUGAUGCACCCACAACAACUACUGCUGCAACCACAACUGCAGCCUCAACAACCACUGCACACACAACAAUUGCACCCACAACUACUGCACCCACAACAACUGCUGCUCCCACAACAACUGCUGCUCCACCAACAACAACUGCUGCACCUAUGACUACUGCUGCAACCACAACAACUGCACCCACAACAAAUGCAUCCACAACAACUGCACCCACAACAACUGCUGCACCCACAACAACAAUUGCAUCCACAACAACUGCUGCACCCACAACAACUACUGCUGCUGCACCAACAUCUACUGCUGUACCCGCAGCAAAUAUGAACGUGGAUUAUCACCAGUAUGCAGUUACAAGCACCUAUGUGGCUGCAUCGCUCCUUCCCAUCUACUUGAAGUAG